Messenger RNA from Suillus plorans, 1242 nucleotides. RefSeq lists its product as uncharacterized. Bases 1 to 879 code for a protein of 292 amino acids. NCBI's taxonomy places the organism in Eukaryota, Fungi, Basidiomycota, Agaricomycetes, Boletales, Suillaceae. The transcript has 9 exons. The record is from RefSeq and is a predicted model, not a curated record. Gene Ontology annotation, cellular component: extracellular exosome; endoplasmic reticulum-Golgi intermediate compartment. Gene Ontology annotation, molecular function: calcium ion binding.
AUGAAAGUCUUGAUUGCACUCUCCGUUUAUAUUCUUUCUGUGUUACUCGUAUCAGCACACGGCGGCCAUGAAGACUCAGAAGAGAGCGCAAAACUUGCUAAUGCGGGCUACGCCAUUCGACAUAUGGCUACAGAACACCAUAUCGACUCCUUCGACAUGGAGAGUUUCUUCCAGCUUCAUGAUUUGAACAGAGAUGGUGUAUGGGACCGGGAAGAAAUUGAGGCUAUAUACGGCGUCCACCAUGUGUACUCACAGAAAAAGUCGAAGGACGAGAUUGAACAUCAGAAGAAGGCUGAUCAGGUCGCGGAUACUGUACUCAAGCUCUUGGAUAAAGACGGAGACGGCAAGGUCACACCAGAGGAGUUUACCGCUGUUGGGCUAAGUGGCCUGCCGAGUUUUGACGACAUAGGCGCAGAGGGACACCAUUACGACGUAGAAAGCGAGUUUUUCUUACAUCAUGAAGAACAAUAUCACUCGACGCCUGAGACACAAACCGACGCAUCAUACACUCACCCCGAAGACCUUGAACACUUUUCACAGCAUGCAGCUAUUGAACGUGAAGAAGCAGAGCGAGAGGCAAUAUUUCAAGGGAUCACAGUUGAGGAAGCCAUUCGCGCACAUGAAGAGCCCCCUGCACGUCCUGCACCCCCCGCUGAAAGCGCGCCAAAGCCCAAAAUUACCCGUGGAGUCCCACCAGAGAAACAGGAUCCGGUGGUCAAGUACAAAGAUAUUGGCAAGGAGAGUGACAGCCAGUCAGAAUGGGGUACCGGAGAACAAGGCUACAAGCAGCCUAACACACCGGCAGAGAAAACGAGGAAGAACCUCCCAUACAAGGAACGUAUACAGUAUAAAUUCCGACGGAGUUGGGGAGAUUUCUGACGAGAUAUCUGCUGAUUACUAUCCGCUGCUUUCCCCCUAGGAAUUCAUUCGCAUCUAUAUAUACCCAUGUGCUUUGCGUAUAGAACAGCGAACAGAUCCCAUGUACAUCCUAGAGAGACACAAAACAGUUCAUCCCCUCAACGGCCGUCGAACAUAUCGUCCAAAACUCCCUGCUCAACCGCCUCCCAAUCGAUGUUCCCACUACUUGCAUACACGCUCUCGUAAGAUGAGAUGCUCACAUGGGAGAAGAAUGGGAAAAGGUCCCUAAUCGAGUCAAUCUGACGGAUUGAUUUUAGUAUGGGCCUCCGUAAAGCACGAUCGGAAUGGGCAGCAGGGAAAGCAAUGGAAGCUGAUGUUGGCAUU